AUGUUUUCAAAAAUUUUCAAGAAACGUUUCGUCAGAAUUACAGUCUGUCUUAUUUUGCUGCAGUUUAUUGGAUACCUCAAAUUUCGCGACAACAGGACCUCUGGCAGCACGUUGUCUUUGUUGUCGGAAAAUAUAAAAACUUGGCAGCUUUCACAACCUGCUGCCGCCGCUGCCGAUACCAACCAAGUCACAAGUUGGCAGUCAUUUAAACUCCUAAUACAGGAGGUACCCGAUUUGUUAAACGCUCAGUUAAAGUUCAACAACAUGGUGAGGCCAGUUUCUGUGAAAUUACCCUGUGUGCCUCAUUCAGCAUCGAAAAACUUAUGUGUCCACCCAAACUGCACACAGCUGAGCAACAACUUGACUGAGCGAAUCCAAAGUUUGAUCUCUCAGAAGACGAUCUUAGCCAAGGAGCAAGAUGACCUGCUUAGAUCCGUCUCGCUGCAAAUUCCUGAAAACGACGUCAUUCUUUUAUCUGCUGCCUCAAGCAACCAUUACGAUGAGAUGCAGGCCAUGUUACACUCCCUCCAUAGCAUGGUCUUUCCAGAACUGUCGAAGACUGAAAACUUCUCUCUGGUUCUGUGGGAUAUCGGGCUAACUUCAGAUCAACGCCAGAAGGUAGAAAAAUGCUGUCGCUGUCAAGUAAUCUCUUUUCCUUUUGAGAAGUUCCCAAAGCGCAUCAGCGAUUUACACACGUAUAUGUGGAAACCGUUACUUAUCCGCAUAACCCUGCUCCGUGCCAGAAAGUUUGUGGUCUACCACGAUGCCUGCAUCAGGUACAACCAGUUUCCCGGGCCAUUGUUUGACAAGGGGAUGACGCAUGGACUGUAUCUGUUAAAAGGAAGGGGUAAAGCGUCAACGGUACACAGAACACUACCAGAGACUUUCACUUACCUCGGGCAGAAGGUGUGCAGCUUCUAUCCCUACCAAGAACUGAUUGCAAGUUAUGGCGUUUACAAGAAUGAUCCGUUUGUACUGAAAGCUGUGACAAAUCUGUGGGCCAGGUGUGCCUUUGAAGAGAAGUGCAUGUCUCCGAGGCCGACAAUACCUUCCCUCUCCUGUCAUUAUGGACCUUGCCAUAGGUUCGACCAGUCUGCGUUGACAAUUAUAACUACCACUUUGUACGGUCACGAGAUCUACAGAAUUACUCAGUACAAGGUCGAUGUGAUACAGUAUGUCACUCUGCAGAGAGAUCAUAAAGAAGCUAAUUAUUUCAACAGCACUGGUUGUCUUAAAUCAUAA
Molecule: messenger RNA, 1242 nt
Organism: Candidula unifasciata
Lineage: Eukaryota; Metazoa; Mollusca; Gastropoda; Stylommatophora; Geomitridae
Source: the annotation of a GenBank genome assembly